UUUACUUGGUCAGGUGGUCCAGAGCAACCCGGCAAUACCACGACAUUCAUUAUUGAGCCGUGGCUGUGUAACGUUAAAAAACGUAUUACUCUUAAAAACUACCUCGAAGUCUUAGAUUUAUAAUUUGAAUAUUAAGUGUAUAUAAUCUUAUAUUACAUUCAACACGGUUGACACAUACUUAUUUAAGCUCAUCCAGCAUCCAGUUAUUGCAUCUAUAUGAUCAUACGGAUAUUAAUAGAAAUCAAUUUAAACAUGGCACACAUUUCAACUGGAUUGAUAAGUUCGUUAAUAGUUUUCAUACUGAUAAUGCAAGAAAAUGAUUCUCGAACAAUAACAGAAAAUUCUAUUAAUAUAAAUACUGAUUUUGAAUGCCGUACAGACAUUGACUGUUAUGAAAAAAAUAGUUAUUGUGAUACUAGUUUAAAUUUAUGUUCUCAAUGCAUGAAUUGUAGCAUAUAUUUUAGAACAACUAAAAAAAAUAUCAAGUGUCCAAAAGAUAUAUCAGAUUGUAGUUCCUGUUUUGAUGGCUAUUUUGAAGAAAUAUUUUUUGGAGGAGAAAUUCAUGAUUUAUGUGUUCCAAUAAAUUCUAAUACUUUAUUACCAACACCAGAAAAAAUUAGUUCAAAUUCAUAUUGGCAAGAUAUUGGAAUUUUUUUUUUAAUAAUAAAUAUAUUUUUAGUUUUUCUGAUAUGGACCUAUUUUUAUAAAAGAGUUUGGAAUAUAAAUUCAAAUGAUAUGUCUAAUUCUAUACAAGAUAACAUUGAGAAUCUACCACCACCGUAUGAAAGUUGCAUGAAAUUGAAUAACUAUGUUACAGAUGACGUUCAAGAAUUUCAUUUAUUUACUGGUGAACAGCCGCCAAGAAAUGAAUGGAGACACCAGAAUGCUGUACCAUUUCGUAUACCUGAUGAUUCACUAGAGAAUAUAAAUUGUAUGGAUGAAACUGAAACUCUUGAAGAAGUGGAUGGAGCUUCUGUUCCGAGAGAAAUUGAAGAUCCAGAAUUACAUGAUGAGGAAACAAUGCCAAGUAUCUGGUCCCCCCCACUGCCAACACUGCCAUCAAUAUCAGAGAUAAUGCAUUUAGAGAAUAAUAAUGAUGUACAAACUUGUCAACCUCCACUCAAACGGAUAAGACUGGUUCAACAAUCUACAGAUGAAAAAAGUUAUCAAGACGAAGACAAUGCAUCCGAAAAGUCUCAAGAUGAAUAAUAAUUAGUUAACUAUUAAAUUUAAGUAUGAGAUUAAAUCUGAAGAUUAGUAUAUAAGCAUAUGUAUGUUUUAAAUUAAAGUUUCUCAAUGUUAAACUAUAAUUCUUAAAUAUAUAGGUACUUAAUAGUUUUUUA
This is a messenger RNA of Aphis gossypii (cotton aphid), 1343 nucleotides long. RefSeq lists its product as uncharacterized. The record is from RefSeq and is a predicted model, not a curated record. The transcript has 10 exons. Bases 217 to 1209 code for a protein of 330 amino acids. NCBI's taxonomy places the organism in Eukaryota, Metazoa, Arthropoda, Insecta, Hemiptera, Aphididae.